GAGCUUAGCUGUAAACGUGGUUUAACUUCAUGAUUUAGGUAUGGCCAAAUCCCUGAAUCUAGCUAGUAUUGUUGCCUGCCAAACGGUCAGGAUAAAGAAGAAUUUACGUACUGCGAAAUGUAGUUUUACUGAUAUUUCUCCCAACGGUCAGAUUAGAUUAGCCACUCCUCCGUUAGCAUACGGAUGCUGGUAAUGCUAGCUAACAGCUAGUCUUUUAGCGAUUUGGAAAGAUGGCUGGGGACUUUCAAGGUUUUGCGCUGGAAAAAGCAGAACUGCUUUCCAGCCAUCUGAAGGAUGUCCUGUCUUCAGGACAAGGAUAUGUUCAGGCUCAGUUCGGGGUGGAUUUGGGUCUGAAGCCCGAGCUGUACCCGACGUGGGUUAUCCUGUUUACGGCCGCGGUGGCUCUGCUGCUUUUACUCUGUCUGUCCUGGGCCGCCGUCUGUGGCGGACUGCUCGUCGGGAAAAAGCGGGGUUCCCCGGCCACCAAAGGCAGCUGUGAGCCUGAUAAGGCCAAUUUAACUAAAACUGCCAAACCAGAAGAACAGAAGAAGAGGAACAAAAAGAAAACGCUUGAAAAGACUCAGUCCAAUGGACAACCAGUGGCUGUAGCUCAGGAGGAUGUUAAAGUGACUGUCGCCAAGCUAGCCUCACAGAUUAAAACCGAUAAGGUGCAUGAGGUACAGGCCCCAGUGCAGGUGAAAAAGAACAAGAAGAAAACCAAAACGGAUCUGAAACCAGUCCAGCAUGUGUCGACAAAUGAUGGGAAAGAACCUGAUGAUGGUGCAUGGGAGACCAAAGUCAGUAACCGAGAGAAGAAGCAGCAACGUCGGAAGGAGAAGGGCUCUGGGGACUCUGGUAGCCCAGCGGGGGGGGGGGCGCCAAAGACCAAUGUGGAAGCACCUGUAGCCACAGCUCCUACCAACACCAAGAAGAAAAGAGGAAACCAUGAGUCCCUGCAUUCAAGAUCCAGUGGGAAGGGGGAUGCAGCCAGUGGAGCUGUGUCCUGCAGCUGGAGAGAGGAGCCUUCAGUCAAUGGUGGAGGUUGGACAGAUACUACUUUGAAGAUCUCAGGUGCGAUGGAUGCUAUGGAGGGAACCAAGUGGAGUGCCAUUACCACGGCUACACAUUACAGAGCCCCACCUAAACGUCAGUCCUGGGCACAGGAGACACAAGCAUGGAGUGGCAUUGAUAGCCGGAUAAAGGCUGACCUCAACCCUGUGUCCUUCUCCAUGCUGGGACGAAACACCACAGAUCCAAUAUCAAAUUCAAUUGAAUUGCGGUGGCAGAGCCACCCUGAUGUUGAGGAUGAAUGGUCUGGACUCAAUGGGAUGGCAGCAGCGGACCCCACUUCAGACUGGAAUGCCCCAGCAGAGCACUGGGGAAACUACGAAGAGCCCCCUGUGUUGGUGACACCAGCACUUCCACCAAAGGAACAGCCCAUCCCCAACAAGGUAUCAGAGGAAGAGAAGGGCACUGAGGAUCCCUCUGGUGGAGCAGCCAAAUCAAAGAAGAAGAGGAAAAAGAAGAAGAAAACUGAAGAGGAAGAUGCAUCUGAGGCUCAGGCAAGGAGUAUAAAAAUGACGAACACAGCUCCCCUGGUUAAUACAGAACCCAAACCCCAAGAGCCUCCUGUGCUGGCUUCCAAAAAGCAGAUUCCAAGCAUAUCCUCCACUCAAAAGAUAUCUGAGCAGAUUGCGGAGCCUCCAAAGCCCUCCCAGAAGAAAAAGGUCCGAAGGGAAACAUGAAGUCACAUCACAGGUCCACACACAGCAUAUGCAAAUGAUUGUUAAAUGUGUCACAUGCAAUAAUUGCCAGGUACAGAGUUUCAACGGUUUAUCAGUCACACGCAGACAAAAAAAACAAGCAGUGGAUAUCACCUGCUUGUCUAAAUAUAGUGAUGAAAUGUGGUCCUAUGGACUGGAAUCUUAACUAGUUUGCACUAUUUGCUACACUGCAACCAGUCUGGAGUUUCAGGGCAGGUGGACUUGGUGACAGUGCAGGUACAUGUUUAUGUAAUUAUUUUUUAUGGCAUCAAAAGUGUUGGGUGUUUUACCCCCUCCAAGAGUGUAUGUUUAUAAUUGUUAACCCAAAAAUACAAAACAGAUUGUAGUUUUAUCUUAUGUAAUAUGAAAAUUUAAUUUACAAGAGAAACAUACUUUUUUGCUUCCCCAGAAUGGACUUUUUUUUAUUGCUGCUUGUGAGGGCUGGUCUCAGAUUGGGCUACAUUCAGAUUUGUUUCAAGUCUGACUCAGUGCAACACGCACAUGCCCAUAAGUACAUUGAAACAGUUAAAAGGGUUUCUGUAAUCUCACACACACACACCCUCCCUCCAUACUGGCCAUGAAGCUAUCCCUCAUGGAGCAACUACAGUGUAAGAAAUGGGGGUACAAAAAGCCACGCUCCUCGUUUGUGCAAAAAUGCAUUCAGUUAAAGCAAAUAUGAGGCUUUAGCUAGUUUUGGCCAAAUUGAUGGGUAUUUUCCCAAGUAAUGACCUUUUUAGUAAAAACUUACCUCUUUGUGUUUCAGUGUUUUCUUGUUGAGGGUAGAGGGAUACAUCGUGGCAGUCACAAACCUUGACAAUAAACCCUGACAAUAAACCUACACAUGACUGUCAGAACGAAGGUACCCAUUGAUUUGGCUAUUCUCAGACUGGUGAAGCCUCCUAUUAGUUAAGACUGCACUUUUGCACAUUAAAAUGCAUUUUGUACCCCAUUUCUUACAGUGUAGUCAUUCUGUGAAGGUAUCACUGCACAGUCAGUAGGACAGGAGAAAUUAUUACAACAACCUAUAACUCUUUCAACGCACAAAUUACAUGUCAGUGUUGUGGUAAGAUAGGUUUGGCUAUAUAUAUUUGGAGUAGCUGAAAAGUCACCUAUUCAUCAUUUAUGGAUGAGAUCAGAUAAUUUUUUUUCAAAGAUGAUGCUAAAUUUGAAAUGUGAACGGUGUAAACCGAUUCUGGAUUCCCACUGGGGACUCUUGGUGACAGUAGAGAUACAAACCACCAGGAGGCACUGUAAUGUGAAGGAAAGGAGUAGAGGCAUUAGUGCUGUCAAGUGUUCUCCCUCUACUUAUCAUUCUGAGUGUGUCUAUCUUUAUUUGACUAGACUGUGUGUAGAUUUUUCUACAGACUUCAUUGUUGCUCCUGCACUCUAUAUGAUUUAAAAAAAAACAACUUUUUCUUCCAGUUUCUGUGCUAGAAAAAGCCAUGCCAUAUGUACAGAUUGUAAGGGCUUUUUCCAGCUCUGUGAUUGCACUGUGCAAAAGGCUGUAUUAAGUUCCUUUUGAUGUUGAUGAAUCGUUUUUUACUACCUUUUUGCAGAAUAUGAAAUGUGUGUGGUUUGCACCUUCCAGGAUUUAUGAAGACAGACAUAGAAAUAUGAUAUGGAGCAGCUUUAAAUCCACGCAAAUCCAAUCGAACUUGUUUUUAACAAGACACACAUACACACAAUUACACAUAUAUAAAAGGAAUUAAAUUCCAUUGCCUUAACCUGUAGUUGUAUAGAAAGUGCAUUUUUUAUAAUUCCUAUCCAAUUGUAAGUUUUGAUGUCAGAAAUUAAUUUCAUCUUGCAUGACUUUGAUAAUAGUACUUGUGUACAUGAAAUAAAAUGAACCAUCUCUUGUUUUAACUGUUAGUACUUGGUCCUGGCUUUUGAAUAGCUUUUUUUAAUGAGAUGUUGCAGCUGUUUUGUGGGCAUCCAAUUUAGUGGUCAGUCUGUUUGUUGAUAGACAAAGGGCCUUUAGAACACCAAGGUGUUGAUCAGCUGAUGUUGGUACAUAGUUGUUGGUAGACCUGAUAAAACUAAAUGAUCGGUCGCUGUGGCUUCAGUCGCCCCUUUUUCUUUGUUUAAUUUUUACUGAUGAUUAAAGUGGAAACAAUGUAUUUAUAUACAUGUCUCGCAAAUCUUUAUGUGAAUGAUUUUGUUUAAUGAGGAGAUACAAAUGAUAUUUCUAUGUUUGUUUGGUAAAAAUUUAAAAAUAAAUGAGAAUUGCUUGAUAUCA
Molecule: messenger RNA, 3999 nt
Organism: Micropterus salmoides (largemouth bass)
Lineage: Eukaryota; Metazoa; Chordata; Actinopteri; Centrarchiformes; Centrarchidae
Gene: mtdha
Product: metadherin a
Exons: 12
Coding region: 231-1745 (504 amino acids)
Biological process (GO): positive regulation of canonical NF-kappaB signal transduction; positive regulation of angiogenesis; regulation of transcription by RNA polymerase II
Cellular component (GO): nucleus
Molecular function (GO): transcription coregulator activity
Source: RefSeq, a predicted model, not a curated record